Messenger RNA from Molossus molossus (Pallas's mastiff bat), 1622 nucleotides. RefSeq names its product kelch domain containing 1 (gene KLHDC1). Gene Ontology annotation, molecular function: protein binding. Lineage: Eukaryota; Metazoa; Chordata; Mammalia; Chiroptera; Molossidae. The transcript has 13 exons. The record is from RefSeq and is a predicted model, not a curated record. Bases 86 to 1306 code for a protein of 406 amino acids.
GCGUGGAGGAGCCGGGCGGCCGGGGAGGCCGCUCCGUGGGCAAGGGCUGCGGCGCGCCGAGCGGCUGGGCCCAGCGACGGCGCGGAUGGAGGACUCGCCGCUGUUCUGCGUGGCCGAGGAGCGCAGCGGCCACUGCGCCGUGGUGGACGGAAACUUCCUCUACGUGUGGGGGGGCUACGUGUCUAUUGAAGACAAUGAAGUGUAUUUGCCUAAUGAUGAAAUUUGGACCUAUGAUAUUGAUAGUGGGUUGUGGACAAUGCACCUCAUGGAAGGAGAGCUCCCCACCUCUAUGUCAGGAAGUUGCGGUGCUUGCAUUAACGGGAAGCUGUACGUUUUUGGAGGAUAUGAUGACAAAGGCUACAGCAAUCGACUUUAUUUUGUUAAUUUGCGAACCAGAGAUGGAACCUACAUUUGGGAAAAAAUCACCAACUUUGAAGGAAAACCACCCACACCACGUGAUAAACUUUCUUGCUGGGUAUAUAAAGACAGAUUAAUAUAUUUUGGUGGCUAUGGGUGUAGGAGACACAAUGAACUCCAAGACUGUUUUGAUGUUCAUGAUGCAUCUUGGGAAGAACAGAUAUUCUGGGGAUGGCAUAAUGAUGUUCAUGUAUUUGACACAAAGACACAGAGUUGGUUUCAACCAGAAAUUAAAGGCGGUGUUCCACCACAGCCUCGAGCUGCACAUGCGUGUGCAGUGCUUGGAAGUAAGGGCUAUGUUUUUGGCGGACGUGUUUUGCAAACUAGAAUGAAUGAUUUACACUAUCUAAACUUAGAUACCUGGACUUGGUCUGGAAGGAUUCCUAUUAAUGGAGAAAACCCAAAACAUCGAUCAUGGCAUACUUUAACACCAAUAGCUGAUGAUAAGCUUUUCUUAUUUGGUGGACUUAGUGCGGACAAUAUUCCAUUAAGUGAUGGUUGGAUUCAUAAUGUCGUAACAAAUCAUUGGAAACAACUGACAUAUUUACCUAAAACAAGACCCAGGUUAUGGCACACAGCCUGUUUGGGAAAAGAAAAUGAAAUAAUGGUAUUUGGUGGGAGCAAAGAUGAUUUACUUUCCUUGGAUACAGGUCACUGUAAUGAUUUAUUGAUCUUUCAAACACAGCCUUAUUCACUACUCAGGUCAUGCCUUGACUGCAUUGGUAAAAAUGCUAUAAUUUUAGAAAGUCAAAUAUCUUUAUUGCCUCCUAAACUUUUGCAACAAGUACUCAAAAAAAUCACAUUCUGGACUGCAGCUAGCCACCGAGAAGAACAAAGAGCCCAAAAAGAAGAGACAGAAAAUAAGUAUCAGUGGAUCAGUAACAAUUAAGUUGUUAUAUACUCUAUAUAUUUAAUAUGUUUAAACCAUUUUAAUCAGACUGUAUAUUUACUCCCCCCAUAUUGUAGGCUUUAUUUAGAAAAUAAAAUCUGAAGCAAAAAUGCUAUGUUAAAGUGGUUACAUGGAAUGGAGUGUAUGGGAAUGAGAUGUUAAUGGCAGAGUAAUUUAUAUUUCAAAAAUAAUUUCCUUAUAAUCUGCAGAAAAAUAUACUUUCUGAAAGUAAGUCCAAUUGUAGGAGAUAUUAACUCACUGUGUACUCAUUGCUGGAAAUAUACAAAUUUGAGGAAAUAAGAAAUUACCCAAGGAC